Pan troglodytes (chimpanzee) is the source of this 12033-nucleotide messenger RNA. It is a transcript of the gene JRK, whose product is annotated as Jrk helix-turn-helix protein. The coding region runs from base 537 to 2138 and encodes 533 amino acids. Gene Ontology annotation, molecular function: DNA binding. Gene Ontology annotation, cellular component: nucleus. NCBI's taxonomy places the organism in Eukaryota, Metazoa, Chordata, Mammalia, Primates, Hominidae. The record is from RefSeq and is a predicted model, not a curated record. The transcript has 3 exons.
GCGACGAGGCGCGGACUGGAGGAGAACCGAGUGGCCGGCACUUCCGGCCGGCGGCGGCUGCUCCGGGUGAGCAGGCCCCUGAAGUGCUGUGCCUGGAGAUACCAUUGUGGACCCUGGAGAGGCACCUGCUGCUUAUGCGGUAAAGCCUCUACCACCCCAAACCUCGUCAGUUUGAGGGGAGCCGCUGCCAUAGUAUCCACAGAGAAGGCCAGAGUUCCAGCUGUGUGGAGCAGCAGAGGGGAGUCUGACAGGGUCACCUCCUCCACAGAGAGAAUUGGCAGCUGACUGCACUGCCAGGAGACAAGGCCUAGGUGUGUGGAGCCUGGAAGACCAGGGAACCUGAGGCAGGAGGUGCAGCGUGUGGAGUGAGAAACCCGAGAGGGACUGGGGCCUGUGCUCAGGAUCAGCAGAGCAGGCAGGCAGAGUGGAGAGGGAGAGACGGAGCCCCAGAAGGGGAGCAGGAGGAGAGGGAAGUAGUGGCAGCAGCCCAGGCCAGGCGUGUGUCCUGCAAGUGCUAGGACCAGCCACCCCUCCCCAUGGCCUCCAAGCCGGCUGCCGGGAAGAGCAGAGGGGAGAAGCGGAAGAGGGUGGUGCUGACACUGAAGGAGAAGAUUGACAUCUGCACGCGCCUGGAGAAGGGUGAGAGCCGGAAGGCACUGAUGCAGGAGUACAAUGUGGGCAUGUCCACCCUCUACGACAUCAGGGCCCACAAGGCGCAGCUGCUCCGGUUCUUUGCCAGCUCGGACUCCAACAAGGCGCUGGAGCAGCGGCGCACGCUGCACACGCCCAAGCUGGAGCACCUGGACCGCGUCCUGUACGAGUGGUUCCUGGGGAAGCGCUCCGAGGGCGUCCCCGUGUCAGGCCCCAUGCUCAUCGAGAAGGCCAAGGACUUCUACGAGCAGAUGCAGCUCACUGAGCCCUGCGUGUUCUCCGGAGGGUGGCUUUGGCGCUUUAAGGCCAGACACGGCAUUAAAAAGCUAGAUGCGUCCAGUGAAAAGCAGUCAGCCGACCACCAGGCCGCGGAGCAGUUCUGUGCGUUUUUCAGGAGCUUGGCUGCUGAGCACGGGCUGUCUGCCGAGCAGGUUUACAACGCUGACGAGACCAGCCUUUUCUGGCGGUGCCUGCCAAAUCCCACUCCGGAAGGCGGGGCUGUGCCUGGCCCCAAGCAGGGCAAGGACCGGCUGACCGUGCUGAUGUGUGCCAACGCCACGGGCUCCCACAGGCUCAAGCCCUUGGCCAUCGGGAAGUGCAGCGGUCCCAGGGCUUUCAAAGGCAUCCAGCACCUGCCCGUCGCCUAUAAGGCCCAGGGGAACGCCUGGGUGGACAAGGAGAUUUUUUCCGAUUGGUUCCAUCAUAUCUUUGUGCCCUCGGUGAGAGAGCACUUCAGAACCAUAGGUUUGCCGGAAGACAGCAAAGCCGUUCUCUUGCUGGACAGCUCCCGGGCUCACGCGCAGGAGGCCGAGCUGGUGUCCAGUAACGUUUUCACCAUCUUCCUGCCUGCCAGCGUGGCCUCAUUGGUGCAGCCCAUGGAGCAGGGCAUUCGGAGAGAUUUCAUGAGGAACUUCAUUAACCCUCCAGCCCCCCUGCAGGGCCCCCACGCCCGCUACAACAUGAACGAUGCCAUAUUCAGUGUGGCCUGUGCCUGGAACGCAGUCCCUAGCCACGUCUUCAGGCGGGCCUGGAGGAAGCUGUGGCCGUCGGUUGCGUUUGCCGAAGGCUCCUCCUCUGAGGAGGAGGUGGAGGCAGAGUGCUUCCCAGUGAAGCCCCACAACAAGUCCUUUGCACACAUCCUGGAGCUUGUGAAGGAAGGCUCCUCCUGCCCGGGACAGCUUCGCCAGCGCCAGGCUGCCAGCUGGGGGGUAGCGGGAAAGGAGGCAGAAGGGGGACGGCCCCCUACUGCCACGUCGCCAGCAGAGGUUGUGUGGAGUUCAGAAAAGACUCCGAAAGCUGACCAGGACGGCGGAGGAGAUCCUGGUGAGGGCGAGGAGGUGGCCUGGGAGCAGGCGGCCGUGGCCUUUGACGCAGUCCUGUGCUUUGCAGAGCGGCAGCCAUGCUUCAGUACGCAGGAAGUGGGGCAGCUGCGGGCGCUGCGUGCCGUGUUCCGGAGCCAGCAGCAGGAUGGUGGAGAGCAGUCUUGAGCCUGAGAUCCAUCCCUAGGUAAGUAACUGAAUUGAGGUUUGUCUUGGCUAAAGUUAAAAUUAACAGCCAGCUGGUCUUAAUUUCUGCUUACUGUUAGAGCACUCAGUAAUGAUAUAAGUUGUGCAAUUGUUUGUUUUGCUUUGCUCUUUGUUGUUUUGUUGUUUGUUUCUGUUUUUGUUGUUUCAGUCUUUUUCCCAUUGGGUUUGACCAAUUCUAUCUGACUUGAUCAAAUCUGAAGGAAAGUUUCAAAUUAUGGGGAACAAGGCCUCUGAAGUGGCUAAAUUCCCACCAAAAAAAAAAAAAAGAUUGAUUUUUGAUUUUCAUUACUUAAGGGGCUUUAUUUACAUAACAAGACCACUUUUUGCUAGCCAGGCCAAACUGAAAGCAAUGGCUGUUACCCCACAGUGCAGUUCAAUGCCUAGGGUUCUGCCUUCCUUUUUUUUUUUUUUUUCAGCAUGACAGCUGGGUUUGGUUCCUAAAUCAAGUCCUUUCUGGUUUGAUACUUGGUACUUCUGAAAUAGCAGCAAUUUGUCCUAGCUGCAAUAUGGUAAUGAGAUUUUAAAACUUUUUUUUAAAGGAGCUCAAUGGUUGAAAGUCAGAUAAAUUAAAGUUAACAUCCAAAAUAUGUGUAUGUGUUUGUUUUUAAAGGACCUUCAUGUUUUUGUUUUUGUUUUUUUUCCUCUCUUAGAACCUUGUCUUUUUUUUGAACAAAGGUUUUUUUCUUCUCAGUUGACUCAAUUCUAGUUUCUUCAUUUACUUCUGCUGUUUCUCCUUUCUCUUGCACCCUCUGCUGCACGGGGGACCUAAAAUAGUUUAUAUUAUUUAUAAAUAGUGUGGAGUUCCUUAAAGAAACUCCUUAAAGAAAAUGGAGAAGGUGCUAGACUCCCUUUGGGGGAGAAACCUCUGUUUUUCCUUAUGGAACCCCAAGAAUUUAAACAGACAAGUUUGUUUCAGUCCUUAAACCACUUAAUUUUGUAUUGCGUACCUGAUUUUUUUAACUAAAAUAGUUAUUGCAACAGAGACUACCCUUGUUUUUUAAGGAAGACUGUAGUUUAGACACUUAGAAAUGUGUUUGUAUUAGUCCAUUUUCACGCUCCUGAUAAAGACAUGCCCGAAACUAAUUUACAAAAGAAAGAGGUUUCAUGGACUUACAGUUUGGCAUCGCUGGGGAGCCCUCAUGAUGAUGGUGGAAGGCAAGGAGGAGCAAGUCACAUCUUACAUGGAUGGCAGCAGGCAAAGAGAGUUUGUGCAGAGAAACUCCCAUCUUUAAAACCAUCAGAUCUCUGGAGACUUAUUCACUAUCAUGAAAACAAGACAGGAAAGACUGACUUUAUGAUUCAAUUACCUCCCACUGGGUUCCUCCAACGACAUGUGGGAAUUGUGGGAGUUACAAUUCAAGGUGAGAUUUUGGUAGGACACAGAGCCAAACCGUAUCAUUCCACCCCCGGCCCCUCCCAAAUCUCAUGUCCUCACAUUUCGAAACCAAUCAUGCCUUUCCAACAGUCUCCCAGAGUCUUAACUCACUUCAGCAUUAACUCAGAACUCCACAGUCCAAAGUCUCAUCUGAGACAAAGCAAGUCCCUUCUGCCUAUGAGCCUGUAAAAUCAAAAGCAAGUGGGUUACUUCCUAGAUACAAUGGGGGUACAUGCAUUGGGUAAAUACAGCCAUUUCAAAUGGGAGAAAUUGGCCAAAACAAAGGGGCCACAGGCCCCAUGCAAGUCUGAAAUCCAGCAAUGCAGUCAAAUCUUAAAGCUCCAAAAUGAUCUCCUUUGACUCCAUGUUUCACAUCCAGGUCACACUGGUGCAAGAGGUGGUUUCCUGUGGUCUUGGGCAGCUCCGCCCCUGUGGUUUUACAGGGAACAGCUUUCCUCCUGGCUGCUUUCACAGACUGGUAUUGAGUGUCUGUGUCUUUUCCAGGCACACGGUGCAAGCUGUUUGUGGAUCUACAUUCUGGGGUCUAGAGGUCAGUGGCCAUCUUCUCACAGCUCCACUAGGCAGUGCCCCAGUGGGGACUGUGUGUGGGGGCUCCCACCCCACAUUUUCGUUCCACACUGCGCUAGCAGAGGUUCUCCAUGAGGGUCCUGCCCCUGCAGCAAACUUCUUCCUGGACAUCCAGUCAUUUCCAUACACCCUCUGAAACCUAGGUGGAGGUUCCCAAACUUCAAUUCUGGACUUCUGUGCACUCACAGGCUCAACAGCAUGUGGAAGCUGCCAAGGCUUGGGGCUUGCAUCCUCUGAAGCAGUUUACAAAAGAAAGAGGUUUAAUGGGGUUACAGUUCCACGUAGCUGGGAGUGCCUCACAAUCAUGGGGGAAUGGAAGGAGGAGCAAGUCACGUCUUACAUGGAUAGCAGCAGGCAAAGAGAAAGAUAACAUGUGCAGGGGAACUUCUCUUCAAAAAACCAUCAGGUCUUGUGAGACUUAUUUACUCUCAGGAGAAAAGCAUGGGAAAGACUUUCCCCCAUGAUACAAUUACCUCCCACUGGGUCCCUCCCACAACACGUGGGAAUUCACGAUGAGUUUUGGGUGGGGACACAGCCAAACCCUAUCAUUCUGCCCUUGGCCCCUCCCAAAUCUCAUGUCCUUACAUUUCAAAACCAAUCAUGCCUUCCUAACAGUCUCCCACAGUCUUAAUUCAUUUCAACAUUAACUCAAAAGUCAACAGUCCAGUCUCUUCUGAGACAAGGAAAGUUCCUCCCACCUACGAGCCUGUAAAAUCAAAAGCAAGUUAGUUACUUCCUAGAUACAAUGGGGGUACAUGCAUUGGGUAAAUAUAGCCAUUUCAAAUGGGAGAAAUUGGCUGAAACAGGCCCUGUGCAAGUUUGAAAUCCAGCAGGGUGGUCAAAUCUUAAAGCUCCAAAAUGAUCUCCUUUGACUCCAUUUCUCACAUCCAGGUCAUGCUGAUGCAAGAGGUAGGUUCCCAUGGUCUUGGGCAGCUCCACCCUUGUGGCUUUGCAGGGUACAGCCUCCCUCCCAGCUGCCUUCAUGGGCUGGUGUUGAGUGUCUGUGGCUUUUCCAGGUGCACAGUGCAAGCUGUCAGUGGAUCUACCAUUCUGGGGUCUGGAGGAUGGUGGCCCUCUUCUCACAGGUCCACUAGUGGUGAUGCCCCAGUAGGGACUCUGCAUGGGGGCUCUGACCCCACAUUUCCCUUCCACACUGCCCUAGCAGAGGGUCUCCAUGAGGGCCCCACCCCUGCAGCAAACUUCUGCCUGGGCAUCAAGGCAUUUCCAUACAUCUGAAAUGUAGGCAGAGGUUCCCAAACUUCAAUUCUUGACUUCUGUGGACUCACAGGCUCAACACCAUGUGAAAACUGCCAAGGCUUGGGACUUGCACACUCUGAAGCCAUGACCUGAGCUCUAUGUUGGCCCCUCUCAGCCAUGGCUGGAGUGGCUGGGAUGCAGGGCACCAAGUCCCUAGGCUGCACACAGUAUGGCAACCCUGGGCCUGGCCCAUGAAACCACUUUUUCCCCUAGGCCUUUGGGCAUGUGAUGGGAGGGGCUGCUGUGAAGACCUCUGACAUGCCCUGGAGACAUUUUCCCCAUUGUCUUGGGGAUUAACAUUCAGCUCCUUGUUACUUAUGCAAAUUUCUGCAGCUGGCUUGAAUUUAUCCUCAGAAAAUGGCAUUUUCUUUUCUAUCACAUUGUCAGGUUGCAAAUUUUCCAAACUUUUAUGCUCUCUUUCCCUUAUAAAACUGAACGCCUUUAACAGCACCCAAGUCACCUCUUGCAUGCUUUGCUGCUUAGAAAUUUCUUCUGCCAGAUAUCCUAAAUCAUCUCUCUCAAGUUCAGAAUUCGUCACAUCUCCAGGGCAGGGGCAGAAUGCCACCAGUCUCUGCUAAAAUAUAACAAGAGUCACUUUGCUCCAGUUCCCAACUAGCUCCUCAUUUUCAUCUGAGACCACCUCAGCCUGGACUUUAUUGUCCAUAUUACUAUCAGCAUUUUGGGCAAAGCCAUUCAGCAAGUGUCUAGGAAGUUCCAAACUUUCCCACGUUUCCCUGGCUUCUUCUGAGCCCUCCAAACUGUUCCAACCCCUGCCUUUUACCCAGUCCAAAGUUGCUUCCACAUUUUCAGGUAUCUUUUCAGCAGUGUCCCACUCUACUGGUACCAAUUUACUGUAUUAGUCCAUUUUCAUGCUGCUGAUAAAGACAUACCCCAGACUGGGCAAUUUAUAAAUGGAAGAAGUUUAAUGGACUUACAGCUCCACAUGGCUGGGGAGGCCUCACAAUCAUGGUGGGAGACAAGGAGGAGCAAGUCAUGUGUGACAUGGAUGGCAUCAGGCAAAGAGAGAGAGCUUGUGCAGGGAAACUCCCAUUUUUAAAACCAUCAAAUCUCAUGAGAGUUACUAUCACAAGAACAGCAUGGGAAAGACGUGCCUCAUGAUUCAAUUACCUCCCACCAGGUUCCUCCCAUAACGUGGGAAUUGUGGAAGUUGCAAUUCAAGAUGAGAUUUGGGUGAGGACAUAGCCAAACCUAUCAAAAUUUGGUUGAGAUUUAACAUUUAUUUUGCUGUACAACUCCCGCUGCCUCCCCUUCAUUUUUUCUUAAUGAGGAAAUUUUUUUUCAUUAAGAAAAAAAAUUUUAAGUGCACUGUAAAAGCAUCAUGUGGUUUAGUCUCAUAGUAAUUCUCCCUUUGUGGAGACCCAGGAUUCAGUGUGGGCUCUGUCUAGAGCUCAGAGAUCCAGUUAAGAACAUAGGUAAUCUUUAAACAAAAGUUGUCUCCUUACACAAUCAUAUGAUAGAUUUCUAUAAAUUUUAUGUUUGAUUUGGCAUGCAUCUUUAAUCUCCCCUUAGCACCACCAGGCUUUUCCUGCCUAUACCUUGAGAUGUAAAUUCUGCUGUCUGAUUUUUCAUCUAAGAGUCAUUUCCUUCAAUAUGCAGACUUAGGGCUAUUUAAUUGACAACUGCCAGGGUAAUAAAACAGGUUAUCAGGAGCUUGCAAGUCUAAGAUAAAGGAAAAAAAGGAGGUCUUAGGAAUCUACAAGAUGUACUUCUAUUGGUAUGACUAAUAUGACUAUUUAUGUGUUGUAUACACAAUGUUUCACUACUGAAAAUAUAUAAAAGAGCUCUGAUUAACUGGCUUAAGAAAAUAAAAGCACUUGAAUCAAAUACUUUAUCAGGAAAAAAGAAAAUACUAAUCAAACCCUUUUUGAAGUUUAUGUAACUUAAGUAAAAUCUUUAAUAAAUAAGCUAGCUUUAAAAUUAUUGGUAAAGUAAUAUUAGAAAUGUCUUGAGAAUUGCCAGCAUACAUUUUUGUUUGCAUUUUUAAAGCAAUUUUAUACUUCUCCCUGCUAAAUACUGUAAGGUGUCAAGAUUUGGCAUAGGGGUUGCAAAACUAUAAACCAAGCCCAAAACAAUGAUUUUUUGCUUGUGUAAUCUUUAAUAAGACAUUAAUAUUGAUUUAAUAAAAACAGCUACAUCUUGAAUUUAGCAAGAUUACCAUUAACUUCUAAUCUUGUGGUUUUAGGUGGUCUAGUCCACAGCCAGUAGGGUUUGUUAUCAUCUUUGUUUUAAAGCUAAACUAUAAGUUCCUCCCAAUGUUAGUUUGACCUACACUCAGGAAUGAAUAAGGACAGCUUGGAGGUUCAAGGCAAGAUGGAGUCAGUUAGGUCAAAUCUUUUUCACUGUGUUAGUAAUAAUUUUGCAGUGGCAGUUCUGUAACUUUAAAUGAUGACUAUUGUAGUUUUCAUAAAUAAUUUAGGUGAACAAUUAAAAUAAUUAGGUAAAUGUAAUGGGAUAAAUACUUGUAGGCAAACUCAUCUAAAGUUAAAUUAAAUAAUAGAUAUUUCAUUAUUAGGGUAUUUUCCAAUAAAUAUAUUUAUAGGAAAACAUUCUUUCUAAAAAAAAAGUGUGUGCUUUUAAAAAAAGGUGAGCAAUUUUUGUCUCAUUCAAAGCUUAUUUAAAGGUCAUAUAUAAAACAAGGUAAAAGAAACCAGGAAAUAGAUGUAAAGAAAGUUAUAAAAAUAAAAGGGUUUUACUUUGGUAAGAAAGAUUAAAGAGAAGUAAUUUUAUGUGAGACAGAAUCCUGUAUGAUCAAUUUAGUCCUACAGUAAAAUGAGUGGUUGUUUAUGAAAGAGGGAUAUUCAGGUCAACCCAAAAAGUCCAAGCAUGUCAUGAAUGGUCUGUGUAAGUCACAGUAAGAGGAUGUAUAUAUAUAUUUUUUUCUGAGAUGGAGUCUUGCUCUGUCACCCAGGCAGGAGUGCAGUGGCGCGAUCUUGGCUCACUGCAAGCUCCGCCUCCUGGGUUCAUGCCAUUUUCCCACCUCAGCCUCCCGAGUAGCUGGGACUACAGGCACCCACCACCAUGCCCGGCUAAUUUUUUUGUAUUUUUAGUAGAGACGGGGUUUCACUGUGUUAACCAGGAUGGUCUCGAUCUCCUGACCUCGUGAUCCGCCCGUCUCGGCCUCCCAAAGUGCUAGGAUUGCAGGCAUGAGCCAUCGUGCCCAGCCUAAGAGGGUGUAUUUUUUUAAAAACCAAAAACUUUUAUGCAAUCAAGUUGUCAUACUAUUAUUGUUUUGGUUUGCUUAGAAAAAAAUGAGAUUAAUGUUUUUUAAAAUUAAAUUUAUUACAUCCAUGUAUCGCUCUGUGUGUGCAUUUAAAGUACUUGUGACAUUGAGUUUCAGGGCUUUGACUCCUGGAUCUAAAAAGAACACCAAGUCCUGCUAAAUUUUAAACACUGACAGGAACUAAAUCUCCAUCUUCAGAUCCAGUAGAAGAUGCCAUUCAAAAUAAACUGCAUUCCUGAGACAUAGGGCCAGAAAUUAAAGCUAUUCAACUCCUCAAGGCCCAGGGACUAUCAUGAAGAGGUGGGUGUGUGAGAUUGUAAGGGCUGAUUUUGAGAGAUAAAAUAAGUUCAGUUUCUCUAUAAAUAAAUCAUUAAUGUCAAAAGUACACUGAUGCAAGACCAGCACAUGGACCCCUGUGUCAAAUUAACAAGGUUUUCUGGAAGCAUUAACUAACUCCUUAAUAAAUUAAGGCUAUAAAGUUUAUAAAAGGCUUAUGAAAAUUCUAUCUUAUGGUCAAGAUUAAAAUUUUAUAAGUUGUUUAUAAAAUUUUGAAAAACAAAUGUAAUUGGCUUCCUGUUUUUAUUAGGGUUUAUUGUUUGGAAUAUUAAGUUUUCUCUGAAAGAAGGAAGGUUUUCACCUUUUUUGAAAUCCUCGAGUUAGCACUUUGGUUAAAUGAAUGACUUAUUGUACAAUAACCUGUGAUAUCAAGUGUUUUAAACCUUUGACAUUUGACAAACUUUCCAAAAUCAAAUUAUAAAUUAUGUCUUUUUCUGACCUAAUUAAUCCUUUAAUAUAUUAAGUUCCAUACAGUCCAAAAAUGACAUAAUUUGUCUUAUUUGGUAUAAAAAUUAUAUAGGAAGUGUUGUCAAAUAUGAAAUGGUGUUUGGGUUUCUUUGGGCUGUGUUUGUAUAAAUAUGUUAUUGGUAUGUGUUCCCAAAUCAUAGGAAACUUCUAUAAUUCUGAUAUGACUUAGUGUACAUUAUCAGUAAUAAUUAUAAUUAUUAUGUUAAAUUAUCGUGUGCCACAGAGGUAACAAAUUUUCUUGUCAAUGGUGCUUUUGACUGUGGCUGCCCUAAAACCUUUUGUCAUUCACAGACAAUUGUUGUCUUAUUUUGGUCCUUCUUAGAAGGUGAUUUUGUAAAAAAGCUAUAAAACUGCAACAGCUGUUCUUGCAUACAAGUUUUUAAUAGCUUUGGAGAUGGUGACAUCAGAAUAAAAGAAAAACUUUCAGGACCUAUGGAGAACUGAAAUGUUCAGGAAUAUCAAGCAGAACAGGAAUUAACUACAGCAACUGAACUAUUACAAGACUGAAGUAAUCAUUUUGACUUUUCACUUAAAAUGUUGUUAAUCAUUUGUUUUGCUUUUUCAGAACCAGGGAAACUUUUCUUUUGAGUGAUUAACAGCAUUUAACAGUUUAGUAUAUUCCUAUGAACAAAAUUUGUAACAUAUUUCUUUUUCCUCUACCUGAUUUCUCCAGAAUUUGGAAGCUAUUUGUGGCAAUACAGUUAUUUACAUAAGUACAAUAAGAAUCUCUUUUUAUGUAUAAGAGGACACACUUGGAGAAACUGGUUAUUUUACCAAGGCUUUGACUGGAAUGGUGUGCUUUCCUUUGAGGAAUCAAACUUGACUUACAGAGCCAAUAAAAGCCCCUUGGGAAAACUGGCCUCAUGUUUGUCUACACAGCCCCUGUACAGGGUUCCUGACCUGUGGUAAGUAAAGAAUGUCACUUUCUGACAGGCCCACCAGCCCCAAGUUUUAUCUUGGAACCUCAAGAGAAGAGGAUCCCCCAACUCAUAGAUAUUUGGUGAUAUGAAUCCAUGGCUGCACUCAGCUUUUAAAAAGUCUUAUUUGAGACAAAGUUCCAUCAAAGCCAAUUUAAAAGCCUAUGUAGGCUGGGCAUGGUGGCUCAUGCCUGUAAUCCCAGCACUUUGGGAGGCUGAAGUGGGUGGAUCACCUGAGGUCAGGAGUUGGAGAUGAGCCUGGCCAACAUGGUAAAACCCCAUCUCUACUAAAAAUACAAAAAUUAGCCAUGUGUGGUGGCAUGCACCUGUAAUCCCAGGUACUCAGGAGGCUGAGGCAGGAGAAUCACUUGAACCUGGGUGGCGGAAGUUGCAGUGAGCUGAGAUCAUGUCAGUGCACUCCAGCCUGGGUGGCAAAGGAAAACGCCAUCAAAAAAAAAAAAAAAGCCUAUGUAAAAAAUAAUUAUUCUUGCUGCACUGAAUACAAAUAAUUAGGCCAAGUAUAAUAAAGCAAACUAGUCCUGCCAUGAUUUGUGUUUAUUAAAAAUGGGAAACUGGAGAAAGAAAAAUUAUGGGCAAAACCUAUAGUACACCUGUUGUUAGACUCUAGUCUUACCUAAUGUUUUACAAUUUUUAUUAUUUUCUACAGUUUUGACUGAAUUCUAAUUUUUCUUGGCUACAACGCUUCAAAAUAAUGUUUUUGAUUUUUUCUUCUGUAUUUUCCCCCCAUUUUUCCUGAUUUGGAGUCACUGAAAACUAAGCUGUGCUUUCAUAAAGCCCUGUGAACUGAAGCCAGGCAACUUAAACUUCAGAAGAAAACAACAGCAACUAUUUACGCCACUUUCAUACCUGCCUACUAAUGUAUGGGCUUCAGAGUAAUGUGGCCUAUAUUGAUUUUUCCCAGAUUGUUCUUUUGUUUGUUGUUGUUUUUCUCCCUUCUUCCCCCUAUUUUCUUUUCAUAGGACGAGAUUUCACAACCUUCUAAAAAUGAGCUUUUCUAAUAAUUCCGGACCUAACUGUACAGGAAUAAACCAUCCUAGCCAUGAAAGACCAGACAAAAACCUGAGACCAGAGACUCAUUUUCUUCUAAGAUGCUUUCUCCAAAAGAUUUUAAAAAAGAAAAGGGGGAAAAUGUGAAAGGAACAUAUCUUGGGGCCCCAAAAUCACUAAGCUAAAAGGAAAAGUCAAGCUGGGAACUGCUUCGGGCAAACCUGCCUCCCAUUUUAUUCAAAGUCAUCCCUCUGCUCACUGAGAUAGAUGCAUAUCUGAUUGCCUCCUUUGGAAAGGCUAAUCAGAAACUCAAAAGAAUGUAACCAUUUGUCUGUUAUCUACCUAAGACCUGGAAGUCCCCUCCCCGCUUCCAGUUGUCCCGCCUUUCCAGACCGAACCAAUGUUCAUCUUGCACAUGUUGAUUGAUGUCUCAUGUCUCCCUAAAAUGUAUAAAACCAAACUGUGGUCUGACCACCUUGGGCACAUGUCGUCAGGACCUCCUGAGCCUGUAUCAUGGGUGUGUGUCCUCAACCUUGGCAAAAUAAACUUUCUAAAUUAACUGAGACCUGUCUCAGGUUUUUGAGGUUCACAAUUAAUAGUCAAUGACGUGAGAGAGAAGCCCUCCUCCUCUCCCGGUUGUGGACCUUUCUGUAUUAUCUUGCACCC